Molecule: messenger RNA, 539 nt
Organism: Pterocles gutturalis (yellow-throated sandgrouse)
Lineage: Eukaryota; Metazoa; Chordata; Aves; Pterocliformes; Pteroclidae
Gene: XKR8
Product: XK, Kell blood group complex subunit-related family, member 8
Exons: 1
Biological process (GO): apoptotic process involved in development; engulfment of apoptotic cell; phosphatidylserine exposure on apoptotic cell surface
Cellular component (GO): plasma membrane
Source: RefSeq, a predicted model, not a curated record
GACUGGGGAUCUGCACGGCGUUCCUGUGUGUGACCUGGUCUCUGCUGGACUACCACCAGUCCCUGCGCUCCUUCUUGCAGGACAAGUACGAGCUGAGCCUGGGCUCCUCCGUCGUCUACUUCCUGUGGAACCUCUUCCUCAUCUGCCCCCGCAUCCUCACGGUCGCCCUCUUUGCCCUGCUCUGGCCCUACGGCGUGGCCAUCCAUGUCCUGCUGGUCUGGCUGGCGAUGUUCCUCUGGGUCAGCCUCCAGGGCACGGACUUCAUGGAGUCGCCCGGCCCCGAGCAGCUCUACCGGGCCAUGGUGGCUGUGAUCCUCUACUUCAGCUGGUUCAACGUGGCGCAGGGGAGGACGCUGUACCGCAGCAUCAUCUAUCACUCCUUCAUCCUCGUGGACAGCACGCUGCUGGCGGUGUCCUGGCUCUGGUGCCGGUACCCCUCUGAGGAGCACUCGUACCUCGUCCCCGUGGUCUCUGCCGCGCUGCCCUGCUACCUGCUGGGGCUGGCGCUGAGGGUCGCCUACUACCAGUGGCUGCACCCC